Dendrobium catenatum is the source of this 711-nucleotide messenger RNA. Its product is annotated as clavaminate synthase-like protein At3g21360. Lineage: Eukaryota; Viridiplantae; Streptophyta; Magnoliopsida; Asparagales; Orchidaceae. The coding region runs from base 110 to 616 and encodes 168 amino acids. The transcript has 2 exons. Gene Ontology annotation, molecular function: oxidoreductase activity. The record is from RefSeq and is a predicted model, not a curated record.
UAAUAAGCAGCGUCCGACGGUGCCAUCGAAGAUAUUCUUCUGCUGCAGCGAGCCAUCGCCGGAGGGAGGGGAGACGUCGAUAGUUGCGAGUGACGUGAUCGUUGAGAAGAUGGAGGAGAGGUUGCCGGAGUUUAUGGCGAAGGUGGCCGACGUCGGAAUAAUUCAUGGCAAUAAAACGGCUACUAACGCAGAAGUUGGUACCCAAGCCAUAUUUAACAAGAGUUGGAUGUCCUAUCUCGGCACCGAUGAUGAAGCCGAGGCUGUGAAAAGGGCCAAAGAAAACCUAUCAUGUAGCACUGUUCACUUCUUCAGUGAUGGCAGCGCAGAGUUGAUUUUUGGGCCUUCAAAUCCAGUGGUUGAACGUGAAGGAAAGCGAGCUUGGAUUAUUCCAAUUCUUGGCUACACUGACGAUAUAAAUAUGGCGAGCAAUAAAUUCGGUGAUGGAAGUGCUUUUCCUUUGGAAGUGCUUGGCAUUUACGAGCAGCUUUUGGAGGAGAAUUGCGUUGACAUCAAAUGGCAGAAAGGUGACAUUUUGCUUCUCGAUAACUUCGCUGUGCAGCAUGCAAGAAGGCCAGGAAAACCACCUCGACGUGUGCUUGCCUGUAUGUGCAAGUGAGUUUUGUAAAGCUGCUUGAAUAAAUCAGAGGCUUAAAUUCUCUUGCCUUUGAUAAUGUUAAAAAAAAGAGGUUGAUGUGAGCCACUUGUGAUGAA